AGGAGGAGCGGGGAGUGGAGGAUGGAGCCCCAGGCAGCCGCAGCGGGCUCCGCCGAGCCUGCCGCUGCGCCCUCCUCCUUCCAGGCCCGGCUCUGGAAGAACUUGCAGCUGGGGGUGGCCAAGAGUAAGGGCGGCGGCGGCAGCGGCAGCAGCGGGCGCGCCGGGGGCCCGGAGCAGCGCACGGCGGCCACCCCGUCGCCCUCCCCGCCACCCCCUGGGGGCAGGCGGGAAGCACUGGCCGGAGCAGGUGGCCCGGGCAGUAGGUGGAUCGGCUUCAAGAAACGCAAGCAAGUGUUGGACCGCGUCUUCUCCUCCUCCCAGCCCAACCUGUGCUGCUCCUCCACGGAACCUCUGGAGCCCGGCGGCCCCGCCAGAGGCGAGCAGGGGUCCACGCUGCGCCGCAGGAUCCGCGAGCAUUUGCUCCCCGCGGGAAAGGGGCCCGCUGCGGUGACCGGAGCCGGCGGAGCGACGCCUCCUGGCGGACUCUCCCCAGACUCGGCUCCCUCUUCGUCCUCCGCUUCUUCUUCCCUGUCCUCCUCGCCUCAGCCACCCCCGAGGGGGAACCGUGCCCAAGAUGAGGGUGCACAGCGUCGGGGCGCCGCGGCGCACUUGUGCCAUCAGAAGAGUUCCUCCCUGCCAGGCACUGCCAGCCUGGAGCAGCUGCUGGAGCCGCCUCCACCCCCGGCGGGGGCAGGGCGGGCACAGAGCUCGAGGGAGCCUUGGACCCCCGAGAAAGGCGGGGAGUGCGGCGGCAGCCAGAAAAUAAAUACUUCUGGAACCAGUAAUGCAGAUGUCCCCCUGGCUGAUCCCGGAAUGUACCAAUUGGAUAUUACAUUAAGAAAGGGUCAAAGUUUAGCUGCCCGAGAUCGAGGAGGGACAAGUGACCCAUAUGUGAAGUUUAAAAUUGGAGGAAAAGAAGUUUUUAGAAGUAAAAUAAUACACAAGAACCUCAAUCCUGUGUGGGAGGAGAAAGCGUGCAUUCUUGUCGAUCAUCUCAGAGAGCCAUUGUAUGUGAAGGUAUUUGACUAUGAUUUUGGACUACAGGAUGAUUUUAUGGGCUCAGCCUUUCUGGAUCUCACACAGUUGGAGUUGAACAGGCCCACAGAUGUGACUCUACCACUGAAAGAUCCCCACUAUCCUGACCAUGACCUUGGAAUCAUUUUGCUGUCAGUCACCCUUACACCUAAGGAAGGAGAACACAGGGAUGUGACAAUGCUAAUGAGGAAGAGUUGGAAAAGAUCAAGUAAGGAACUCUCAAACAGUGAAGUGGUUGGAUCUUAUUUCUCUGUGAAGUCUUUCUUUUGGAGGACGUGCGGCAGGCCUGCUUUCCCUGUCCUGGGCUUCUGCAGAGCAGAGCUUCAGAGUGCUUAUUACCAAAACGCACAAUUUCAGACCCAAAGUUUACGUCUGUCAGAUGUACACAGAAAAUCACAUCUCUGGCGAGGAAUAGUCAGUAUCACGUUGAUUGAGGGGCGAGACCUCAAGGCCAUGGAUUCAAAUGGGUUGAGUGACCCCUACGUGAAGUUCCGGCUUGGGCAUCAGAAGUAUAAGAGCAAGAUUAUGCCCAAAACUUUGAAUCCUCAGUGGAGAGAACAAUUUGAUUUUCAUCUCUAUGAAGAAAGAGGGGGAAUUAUCGAUAUCACUGCAUGGGACAAAGAUGCUGGGAAAAGAGAUGAUUUUAUUGGCAGGUGCCAGGUCGACCUGUCGGUCCUCAGUAGGGAACAGACGCACAAGUUGGAAUUGCAGCUGGAAGAGGGCGAGGGACACCUGGUGCUGCUGGUCACCCUGACAGCCUCGGCCACAGUCAGUAUCUCUGACCUCUCUGUCACCUCCCUGGAGGACCAGAAAGAGCGGGAUGAAAUAUUUAGACGAUAUAGCCCCUUGCGGAUAUUUCACAACCUGAAAGAUGUGGGAUUUCUCCAGGUGAAAGUAAUCAGAGCAGAAGGAUUAAUGGCUGCUGAUGUGACAGGUAAAAGUGACCCAUUUUGUGUAGUGGAACUGAACAAUGAUAGGCUUCUAACACAUACUGUCUACAAAAAUCUCAAUCCUGAGUGGAACAAAGUCUUCACAUUCAACAUUAAAGAUAUCCAUUCAGUUCUUGAAGUGACAGUUUAUGAUGAAGAUCGGGAUCGAAGUGCUGACUUCCUGGGCAAAGUUGCUAUACCAUUGCUGUCUAUUCAAAAUGGUGAACAGAAAGCCUACGUCUUGAAAAACAAGCAGCUGACAGGGCCAACAAAGGGGGUCAUCUAUCUUGAAAUAGAUGUGAUUUUUAAUGCUGUGAAAGCCAGCUUACGAACAUUAAUACCCAAAGAGCAGAAGUACAUUGAAGAGGAAAACAGACUCUCAAAACAGCUGCUACUAAGAAACUUUAUCAGAACGAAGCGCUGUGUCAUGGUGCUUAUAAAUGCUGCGUACUACGUUAAUAGUUGCUUUGAUUGGGACUCACCCCCAAGGAGCCUUGCUGCUUUUGUGCUUUUCCUCUUUGUUGUGUGGAACUUUGAGCUCUACAUGAUACCGCUGGUGUUGUUGUUACUAUUGACAUGGAACUACUUCUUGAUAAUAUCAGGGAAAGAUAACAGGCAACGUGAUACAGUAGUGGAGGACAUGCUAGAGGACGAGGAAGAAGAAGAUGACAAAGAUGACAAGGACAGUGAAAAGAAGGGGUUUAUAAAUAAAAUCUAUGCCAUCCAGGAGGUAUGCAUCAGUGUCCAGAACAUCCUAGAUGAAGCGGCUUCCUUAGGCGAAAGGAUAAAGAAUACUUUCAACUGGACGGUCCCAUUCCUGAGCUGGCUGGCCAUCGUCGCCCUCUGUGUGUUCACAGUCGUCCUGUACUUCAUUCCACUGAGAUACAUUGUCCUUGUCUGGGGCAUCAAUAAAUUUACAAAAAAGCUUCGGUGUCCCUAUGCAAUUGACAACAACGAACUGCUUGACUUCCUUUCCAGAGUCCCUUCAGAUGUACAAGUGGUGCAAUACCAAGAACUGAAACCAGAUCCCUCUCAUAGCCCAUGUAAAAGGAAGAAAAACAAUCUUGGCUAGCUAGCUCCCAGCACUGAGAAGACCAGCAUCUGCUUGGGAAGAUAAAAAAAUCCUUCAAGCCUCAGCAGCAUUUCCUUUCUUUCUGCUUUUUAUUUAUUUUACCUCUUAAAAAAAUGAUCGUGAGAAUUUGUAAAUAGUGUAUAAGGGCAUAUGUCUUUGAAAAUAUACUUCCAUUGUACAGAAUCAAUUUGAUAAAAGUUUACUUACUGCUGUAAUGAAAGCCUUGUUAGCGAUGGCUAAUAAUAUAACACACUGGAAUAACAAAUGUAAGAAUGGUAACACUGGGAGAUACACACUUCUCUAAUUACAAGUGGAAGAACCAGAUUAGAUUAAAUGCUUUGUUUUGCCUGAUUAAAUCUACAUACAUGUUAAAGGUUUUUUCAUGUGACUAUUUUUUAUCUGAAAAGUACAUUACAGUUUUCUGUUUUACACACUUUGAAAGGGAGGAGGGAGUCCCAAGACGUGAAUAAUGGAACAGAUGCAUUUCAAUUUCACAUAAAUUCUGAUUUCAGAUCCUGACAUUUAUUCCUGAGCAAAGUAUUUAGCUAUGACUAGGCUAAAUUAAGCUAAUGAGUGAAGGUAUAUUCACCCCUCAAAAGAUAUACUCUGAAAUCCUACAAAGAAAACUUUCCUUCUAUCAUUCCAUCUAAAACCUUAAAAUCUCUACAGGAUUAUACAUAAAUACUGCCAGGUUUAUAAAUGAAUGCCUAUCUGAAUUUUUGUACCUACCACUACUUUAAUUUGUAUCAAGUUAGAAAAUUAGCAAAAUUUCAGUAAACAUAACUAGCAAACUAAAUCCAUAUUGCUUUUGGUGUCAGAUUAUACCCCUGAAUAUCUAAAAAUAUUUAAUACUCACAUGUCCUCACAGAAAAAAAGUUAUGUGGUUUCUCAUUAGAUUACUGAAAUCUUUAAUGCAUACUAUGAUUUUUGUUAUUAGUGUGAAUUGUAAUGUAGAGAAUGCAGUGUGCUAAGUGAUACGCCAGUGUUUCAUUACAUUCAUUUAUAGAAAAAAAAUAAUCAUUCUUGAAAAUAUGAAUGCAUGAAAAUCUAUUUUGUAAAAUAAACUGCUUAUGGGGAGGGGGAGUUUGCCUUUAAAAAGAUUUCACUACUUACUAUAGAAUCUAUAUUUAAAAAUUGCAUUCCCAAGACUCUUGUGGUAGUUUUUCUAACUUCAAGUGAGUGUACCUCUGGAAAGAGAAAUAAUUUGGUGAGAAUGUCUUACUCCCCCCCCGACUUGGUAGGGGAUUAAGCUUGCCUAAAAUUGCUACAGAAUGUUUUGCACUACUUUAUUAAUAAUAGACUGAGAAAGGGUGAAGAUGGGGGUUAUGUUGGAAAAAUGUAGAAAAGACCGAAGCAAGAAACAUAUAUUUCUCUCUAAAUUCUUUAACAAUAAAUUUAAUCUCAUCAAAGCUGAUUUUUUAAAGUAUUUUUAUUUUAAAGCUAUGUUGUUAAAUACUAUUUCUUAUGAUAGAACUAUUUUGAUCUGUUUAUACACUAUGGUUGAAAGAUUGUCAAUUAAAUCCCUUUCUACAGAAAGGCUUUGACCUCAAUAAGCUCCGUUUAGUGCAUCAUGUUUGUAACGACAUGCUUAUAUUCGCAUACCAUCAUUCUAUGUUGCUAAGACAAUAUUCCAUGAAGUUGAUGUUACUACAGAAAGUUUGUUGAUAGGAUAAUUUGUUUGAAAUUACCUUUGAUUAUACCUUGUGUGAGGUUUACAUUUCACGCUGACAGUGUCUGCUCAAAUGUCUACAAGCCUGAUAUUCUGUGACCCCAGAUGUACCUAGUGGAUAGUAACCAUUAAUGGAUGACUAAUUUUUGUUUCAUUCUAUGAAAUUUCAGAUGUUUAGUUCAAUGGCAAUGUUGACUAUACCUUCACUGCAUUAAAUAAAAAAUCUUUUCUAAGUA
Molecule: messenger RNA, 4941 nt
Organism: Eptesicus fuscus (big brown bat)
Lineage: Eukaryota; Metazoa; Chordata; Mammalia; Chiroptera; Vespertilionidae
Gene: MCTP1
Product: multiple C2 and transmembrane domain containing 1
Exons: 23
Coding region: 22-3036 (1004 amino acids)
Biological process (GO): regulation of neurotransmitter secretion
Cellular component (GO): synaptic vesicle membrane
Molecular function (GO): calcium ion binding
Source: RefSeq, a predicted model, not a curated record